CUAUUGGUCAGUAGAACUAGGAAUGAUCAGUGGUUGUAGAACACAUGAGACUGAUGUUUGUUCUCUCUCCAGAAACCAGCCCCAGCCAAGACUGAACCCAAGGCCAAGAAGGAGAAACCAGCAAAGAAAGAGAAGGCUGUGAACGACAAGAAGGAGGAGAAGAAAACUAAGAAGGCAGCAGCGAAGGAGAACGCAGAGGCCGCUGAGGAGAACCACUCUGAGAACGGAGACGCCAAGACCAACCAGAUGGACGAUGCUCCCGAGGCGGAGAAGGAGGAAGCCAAGUCUGAGUAGCAACACUGCCGACCCCUGACCCCAACCCCCAGCCUGCCCCAGUGUUCGUGGUCCCCCUCCAAGGCAUAUUGUUAACAGAGGAAUAUUUUUAUCAGUGAUUUUAUAAGUAUACUAUCUACUAUCCGUACAGAUUUUUAGCACAAAGCAAAGCUGAGUAAUACAAUACAGAUCUGCAGUGGUCAUAUCAACAACGUGUCUGUAGGCAAGAGGAACACACUAAAAUCUUUUUUAAUUAAACAGCAUUUCAUGAUUGUGUAGGAAGCAAAGCGUGUCCCGUCCCAUAGUGAGUUGUGUUCCUGUGCCCCCCUCCUCCACAGUCUCCUAGGGUUCUACCUUAGUCCUGGUUUAUUAACGGUUCUCCCUGACGUUCCCUUGCUUUGUCUAAAUGUUCCUGUUUUUACAUGAAACAUGUUCUAAGUGUGUUGUCCAAUAAGAAAGAGGAAGAGGAUCAUGAGAAACAUUCUGGACAGAUUGACAUGCGUGUGUCUCCUAGGCGACCCUGUAACAGUGACAUGCGUGUCUCCUAGGCGACCCUGUAACAGUGACAUGCGUGUGUCUCCUAGGCGACCCUGUAACAGUGACAUGCGUGUCUCCCAUGCGUGUCUCCUAGGCGACCCUGUAACAGUGACAUGCGUGUCUCCUAGGCGACCCUGUAACAGUGACAUGCGUGUGUCUCCUAGGCGACCCUGUAACAGUGACAUGCGUGUGUCUCCUAGGCGACCCUGUAACAGUGACAUGCGUGUGUCUCCUAGGCGACCAUGUAACAGUGACAUGCGUGUGUCUCCUAGGCGACCAUGUAACAGUGACAUGCGUGUGUCUCCUAGGCGACCCUGUAACAGUGACAUGCGUGUCUCCUAGGCGACCCUGUAACAGUGACAUGCGUGUCUCCUAGGCGACCCUGUAACAGUGACAUGCGUGUGUCUCCUAGGCGACCCUGUAACAGUGACAUGCGUGUCUCCUAGGCGACCCUGUAACAGUGACAUGCGUGUCUCCUAGGCGACCCUGUAACAGUGACAUGCGUGUGUCUCCUAGGCGACCCUGUAACAGUGACAUGCGUGUGUCUCCUAGGCGACCCUGUAACAGUGACAUGCGUGUGUCUCCUAGGCGACCCUGUAACAGUGACAUGCGUGUCUCCUAGGCGACCAUGUAACAGUGACAUGCGUGUGUCUCCUAGGCGACCCUGUAACAGUGACAUGCGUGUGUCUCCUAGGCGACCCUGUAACAGUGACAUGCGUGUGUCUCCUAGGCGACCACAGCAGUAGUGUGUGACAGCUCUCCAUCUUGCUGGUUUUCUAAACACAUGUUUUUUUUUAGAUGAGCAGUUCUCUGACGUGUCCCUCUGAUGUUCUGGAAUUAUCCAAUAAAACAAGUCCUGUGAAUUUUCCUCAAAA
Messenger RNA from Salvelinus namaycush (lake trout), 1685 nucleotides. RefSeq names its product 104 kDa microneme/rhoptry antigen-like. The transcript is spliced from 5 exons. Bases 745 to 1152 code for a protein of 135 amino acids. NCBI's taxonomy places the organism in Eukaryota, Metazoa, Chordata, Actinopteri, Salmoniformes, Salmonidae. The record is from RefSeq and is a predicted model, not a curated record.